Messenger RNA from Haliotis rufescens (red abalone), 13523 nucleotides. RefSeq lists its product as uncharacterized. Gene Ontology annotation, molecular function: protein binding. The transcript is spliced from 9 exons. Lineage: Eukaryota; Metazoa; Mollusca; Gastropoda; Lepetellida; Haliotidae. Bases 726 to 6965 code for a protein of 2079 amino acids. The record is from RefSeq and is a predicted model, not a curated record. Gene Ontology annotation, cellular component: cytoplasmic vesicle.
AGACAGUGUUAUAGGCAGGAAUGGGUUGUGAGAUUGCAGCAUUCUCUGCUCUAUUUUAAUGAUGAACUGAGAAAAUGAACAUUUUUCAUGCUGUAGGGUCUCUAUGCCAUACGGCCUUGAUGUGUUACUAGGAGAGACGGUGUAAAGGUCGGAACGUAUUGUGCUCUAUUUUAAUGAUUAACAUUUUGUCUUGAUGUGGGGUCCUGACAGCCUUGAUGUGUUACUAGCAGAGACAGUGUAAAGGCAGGAACCUGUUGUCAGAUUGCAGCACUCUCUGCUCUAUGUUAAUGAUGAACUGAGAAAAUUAACAUUUUUCUUGAUGUUGGGUCCUGACGGCCUUGAUGUGUUCCUAGCAGAGACAGUGUUAUAGGCAGGAAGAUUGCAACAUUUUCUUUUUUUCAAUGAUGAACUGAGAAAAUUAACUUUUUUCUUGAUGUGGGGUGCUGAUGGCCUUGAUGUGUUCCUAAUAGAGACUGUGUUAUAGGCAGGAACGUGUUCUGAUAUUGCAGUAUUCUCCUUCUUUCACUGAUGUACCAAAAAUAACGGAGGACAUUUUUUAGACUAAGGGGUCAUGAUGGCCUUGUGUGCCUCUAGUGGCAACAGUGUUAUAGGUGUGAACGUCUUGUAGUGAGAUGUCAACUUUCUUGACGCAUGACACAGAUUGAGAUGACUGCCAAUCACAAAUACCAGGCAAACAUACAGAUGAAGUGGCUUGGAUAUAUGAUAUGGUCGCUGUGUCGGAAUCGUGGGAACUUGGAAGAAAGUUUGUGUUAUCCAGGGCUCUGAAAUUCCGCCAGCGCCCGAUGAAGACCACGUGGAAGGACCUGUCUCCCACCCACAGCAAAGGUCAGCUGACUUUGGGAGGUCAGAUACCAUGUGACAAUCAUGUGACCCUUAACAAUCCGGCUAACUCUGCGACCAUCACAAUCGAUGGAGGCUUCCAGCUAGAGCAGGGCCCUGUCAUCAAGAUGGACUCCAAUAUCAUCAACACCAAGCUGGAGGAGCGACAAGUGUCCACGUUGCCACGGCGAUCACGCAAUCGCACAAAAACAUGGAAGGAUCUUUCACCAACCAAGGAGAAGAACAUGAGUUCCAGUUAUGGAGGAAGUCCUAAAAUGAAGAAGAACGAAGAGAACAGUAACCAACUGGUGACAUGGAAGGACCUCUCCCCAUCAAAGGAACCGUCAUCGCCUGAGAAGAAAAAGAAAAAAAAACGGCCCGAGAGCGGGUAUUUCUCAAAUGAUGUUCAAAGUGAUGUACAGGAGUCACGGGAGGGAAUUGAUGUGUCUUUGUCGGAAAGUGAGAGCGGCCGUGGAAGAUCAACAGCUGCUUCCUCUCCUGAAGAGGGAUGCUUCAAUAACGAGUACUUCUACGAUGAAGACUUUAUUGUUCAGUUUGAUACCAACAUCCGCGAUGGAUCAGUUCCCCGAAGUGAGGGGGAGCCUGAACCGGUUCUACCCUUUCCACAUUCUCUUACUGGAAGUUACACUCGAUUUGGAACUCUGCCUGACUCACAGCAAGAUGUGUUUCUCGGACCGUAUGAAUCCGAACUGUCUGGCAGUCGGACAUCGAUGGAGAUCUCAUCCAGCGAGCGUGAGAUGAUGUGUUCUAGUGAUAUGUUAGAUUUCAGCAAUGAUCCACUGUUCACUCCAACUCCUACGGGAGAGCCAUUGCCUCAACACUUUUCUGUGGACAGUUUAGGACGUUGUCAGGAGCUUGUGAAUAGCCGGUCUUCAACCGAUGCUCGUCUUGCGGUAACCUGUUGUCCCAGGAAGGAUGAAUACUUCUUGUCGUUUAAUGAAUCUCAGAGCCAUUUUACAGCAUCCGAGAGUGAACAUUCUUACGUCUCACAAUCCUCGUCUCAGGGAGGGGCGAGUAACUCUUGCAGCCCAUCGUGCAGUUCAAAUGGAGAGGAGGCGGAGGAAAUUUGUUCGAAUAGUUUUCACUUUUGUCAAAUGCAGAACACUGAUCCAAGUCUAAGGGCAAGUAGAGCCUAUCGACCAAACAGCCACCAACGCGGCUGCUCUCUUGGUGCAGUGCAGGAACGAUCAAUUGAAAAGUCAGAGCUUAGUGACCUUGAGAAAGGUCAUUGCAGCAAAUCUUCAGGUUCUAGUAGGUCACACAGUUGUGGAAGUUUGCGAUCUCCAGCAAGGUCUCCAUCUUGUUACAAGUUAUCUUCCCACACUGGAACUCUUCAGUCUUUAGAAGAUAUGCACUAUUCUGAUGAGGUGAAUGCUGAACCAAGGUACUCAACAUACGUCACGUCUUGGAAGCACGUAAAAAAUCUGAGAAAGUUUGGUAAACUUGAAAACAUGUUAGAGACAUCGCGAUGCAACAGCUUGCCUGACCUUAGCCAUCCUGUUCAGCACAGGAAACUGGAACGAGCAAAGAAACGUGAAAAUUUACAGGCAAUGGCCGACAGCUUCCACAAUAAGCGACAUUCCGCAUCACUUCUGGAAAUGUACCAGAGGAUGCGAUGUCCAUCAAAUCCUGUGUCUCCGGACACCAUGAAGACUGUAGAGCAAAUCUUGUUUCCCCAGAAUGGCCUGGCUGACGAAAGAUUUGGUGAUCAUUUAUUGUCAGUCUCGCGUACAGGCCUUGACCAGGAUGAUUACAGUGAGCAUGAUUCAGACAUUUGUGGAUGUGGGAACAGAGGCUUGAGACUUAACAUCCCAACUGAAGUUGGUCCUGGUGUCAUCAGGAGUCGAGAUUCGCGGACCAUGUCACCGUCUUUCAGGAGCCAUUCAACCGGAAUGACCCCCGACACCGUUGUGCUCUGGCAAGGCACCAAGAACUUUGCUUCCCAGUUUCCGCCUAAGACACAAGACUGUGGUAUUCAGACAUCUAUUGAUGGGAGUAAAGGCCCCGUUCUGUUGGACCACUCAAUGCAGACGUCUCCAAACUCACCGCAGAGAGAUUUCAUCUCUUUACUAGAUGACGUAUGUGGCCAUGAACCUCGGACGGAGCUAAAAGACCCGGACACCCCUUCACCAAGGAGAUGUGUAUCAGCAAAUGAAAUUAGAGCCAAAAGAACAAAAUCUAUGCCCAACUUCAAAAGAUCUGCGAGUCUUUCUCCAUCUCGAAUCGGAAAGAACUCUUUCUAUACCCAUAAUUCCCUGCCAGAUCUUAGCUUCUUGGCAUCAGGAAUGGAGCAGACUCAUAGUAACAGCUCCCUGUUUGACCCGGUUCAGAUUCCCAUUAUUCUGAGACCAGUUAUUGAUGACAGUCAACAGACGCAGUGCAGACAGACGGGGUCGUGUAGUUGUCAAGGUCACAAGGGUCACGUGCCAAGUCAUGUAGGAAAUCUAGCCUCCAGUAGCAGCGGAGUAAGCUCGACAUCGUCUUGUUUUGACCCGGGAUACGUGGAACCGAGACGAUGUGCAUCGUUAGCGGCAGAUCUCGAAAGGAUUCUGUUCCUUCCUCCUCAUCUAGAGGGUGUACCCAAGUUUGUCAACAACAGUGAGCAGCAGACAUGUCUACCUCAUCAUCACACGGACUGUCAACGCGAUGGGGGGGAGCGCAAGUAUGAUCGGUACGCCUAUGAAAUGCAUCCUGGGAACUGCCCAACGAGUCCGAAGCCAAAGCCUCAACGUCGUCCUCUUAGCAGCAGCAGCUCCUCCAACUCGACCAGCUCACUACACCUGGAGGGUCUGUAUGCCGUAAAGGAAGAACAGAGUCCUACAUCACCAGAGAAACCAGAGACAGGGCCGAGUUGGUUCGAGCAGCAGCGGUUCGGCAACAUCCAUCUAAGAAACUACACUGCUGAGGAGCUGUGCUAUGGUUUGUCCGACUGCCAGGAUGAAAACGACAGCAUUACUAUUGAGAUCUAUGAACAGUUUGCUCAUGAUCGCAAGCCUCUGAAAUCCUGUUUACGUAAGAAAGCCAAAGGUUAUAGGUCAAGGUCAUUAUCUAACCCUGACAGUUUGUGUGCUCAGAGUGAGGCACCCCCAAGGAAACCCAGCCGACAUUCAAUCGCGUGUGAUGGAAUAUUCCCACAGCUAGUCGACGAAGAGCAAUUUGAAAAUGCAAACAUUGAGUGUAUACGUAACUUCUGUGAUGAAGGAUUACCUCCCCCUGAAUUGCUCCAGGAGACUGAAGUAAACCUGGUUGGGAUUGUUUCAUCAAGCAGUAGCUCCUUCGAAGAUUCAAAGGCCAACAAACGAGUGAGCUUCGCUUCUGAAGUGUCCUUCCACUCACCACAGUACAGCCCCCAGUGUUCCCCAAAGAGACAAGGAUCUUCCCCGAAGCCUGAGACGGACGAGGAACACCUCACCUUACAGAUUACACAGUCGGAUGACAGCACAACGGUUCAGCUUGUCCCAAAGCAAGGACUGACCAACACAGGACCAGAGAAACCACCACGGCUCUCACAACAGCAGGCUCAAACCCGAGACUUCACUCCACAGCCUAUUGGACGCAGCCCUAGUGCCGAGUUUGCCUUUGAAAUGGCAAGAAAAAGAGCGGUUCUGAUUAGUGUAUCCCAGGCAGCAGAAGCUCUAGUCACACAUUUCGCCCAGGCUAGGGAUCCUUUCGAUAAGUUGCGACUAGGUAGUUCUGCUGAGAACCCUGCGAUCAGCAAGUUGGUUGUGGCCCAGCUGUGCCCAGCCAUUGAGCAUGUGGUGGAGAACGGCAUGAAGGCCUUCCUGACGGGGUUCCAUGUGUUUGGCAAGAUCCACAUCACACCAUGGAGGGUCGCCGAGAUGUCUUCAGAAAUUGGCCCCUACACCCGCGCCGUGAAUGAGCUGGUGCGACAACUGAAACUGAAACAGACCUUAAUAUCCAACAAGCAGAAGUUCUACGCUUUCAUCAUCGGACUCCUCAAUUUGCGUCUCCUGGAUUUCUGGAUGGGCUAUGUAAGAAGCAAGAAGAAUAUCGUAGAUCGAGUGUACAACCCAUCUGCAAUCUUGUGCUUAAGUCAGUCCCACCUACAACGUGGCUACGACGACAUGUUGCUGGCCCUCCAACCAUUGGCAGUCCUGCCCUUCCAGUUGGAGUUUGACAUAGUCACACCAAGCACACAGCCUCCAGGUCAAAUGGCCACCGAGGCCAAAUGCAAACAACACUGUAACUCCUUACCAAGGAACUAUGAACAUCAGAAUGCUGAACAGAGGCUAUCGGGGAGCGACAUGCGGGAGAGUAUGGAUGGAGAGAAGGGUCACAAUUGGAAGUUGUUUAACAAUGCGACUUUCCCAAGGGCAAGGACAUCCAUGACUAAUAUGACCACCUUCAAGGGAGGUAACUCUGAGAAGAAGUCGUUGCUGCCACCAUCUCCAACAAAGAUGCCUGGAAUGGAGACAGGUCUUGUAUCACAACCGGUGAAGAUCAUUGAGAACAAUCAAGUCCUGGAUCUCAAGUAUGAGGACAGGGAGGAGAAUGAGGAGAGAAUUCAUGUGGUGCAGUCCCCAGUCAGUUCAAUUACCAACCUGGCAGCCAAGUUCCUGCAGAAGACCCAAAGUCUAGAUCGGGGGUACAGAAACGGAGCGACGGAGUACAACUUUGCGAAUACAAAACUGAAACAGACAAGCUUGGAGUCAUCUUCCCAGGAAUCGAGCCAUGCGACCCAAGAUGGCCGGCAUGUCGUUCUGGACGGUAGGCAGUCCCAAGAAAGCAUGUCAUCGUCGUCAUCUCAAACAAUGAUGCAGCCGAAACAGUCACCGAGAAACUCUUUCAACAUCAUCUCCUUCUUUGACAAACUUCUGCUGCCUGACAAGAUGAACCCGAAGUCGUCCUUGACCAGGAACAGUUGGACAGAGGGCCAGAGGAGCAGUCAGGAGCCGGCUCCAGAGGACACACGGAGCAAGAGUCUUUCCCCUCAGCACCAGCCACAACACCAGGCACCAUCAGUGUGUAACACAAGGGUGGAUGAAGCCAGGAGUGUGGGGAGUAGUGAUGAGAACGACAGUCGCAAGGAGUCGAGUGAUGAGAACGACAGUCGCAAGGAGUCGAGUGAUGAGAACGACAGUCGCAAGGAGUCGAGUGAUGAGAACGACAGUCGCAAGGAGUCGAGUGAUGAGAACGACAGUCGCAAGGAGUCGAGUGAUGAGAACGACAGUCGCAAGGAGUCGAGUGAUGAGGAGAAGAUGGGGGCCGGCGAGACCAUGUCCGAGGUCCUGAAGUCCGAGGACGACAUCCAGGUAGAAACAACGGAGUCGGAUAAUUCUGAUAUGUCUCAAGCAAUGAAUAACCUAGGUCUGGACGAUAAGGAGGUGGACACUGAAAUGGAUUGUGCCAAGAAUAUAGCUGACAAUGCCUGUGGUGCAGAUAUGUCGGGUUCCACAAAGAGCUCAAGACUCAGCACUGUCACUCCAGAUGCUUCUUCAAGUGAAGCUGUUGAUGAUCCAGUUCCGAAUGUUCUAAAAGAAAAUGUGUCCCCUUCCUCUGCCCCGAAAUCGACACGAGCUUCAGUUGCCAGGGGAAACAGAUUGGAGGUUGGUUUGGGACAGUAUUACCCUAACGUGGAUAUUAAUGCUAACUCCCCUGACUUCCAUCCCGACCAUUAUGCAAUUGGGCAUACUGAACAUCCCAACCAAUCAGAAUCAAACUCACAAAAAGCAUGCCAGCCGAACCAACAAGAAUCCAGGUUACAAAACGCAUGCGGGCCCACCAAAUCAGAAUCCAGUUCAGAAGCAGUAUGUGAACACAGCCAAUCAGAGGCAAGUGUGCAGCACCAAUCAGGGUGUUCGGAUCAACACUUGAAAUCACCUGAGCCGUCGACCGAUUCUUCAGGGGACUCCUUCCAUAGAACAAUGUACAGGUACGUGAUUACCCUGGUAUCAUGUGAUCCAGACGACAACGAUCACAUGAACUACGAGAUCGGGGAGUACCUGGAAGUGCUGGCCCAGCUGGACAGCGAUUGGUUAUAUUGUGCCAAUGGGAAAAUUGAGGGAUUGGUUAGAUGCAGUGCAGUUCAACCAAUCACAGAUGAGGACAUGUUUGAACAACUCCAUGACAACUUUUAUCGCUGACUCAUCACAAGUCAUAUAUGUAUUCAUAUAUAUUGUAAUUUAAAACCUUGUGGCAUUACGAUUUUUCUUAAAAAUUUAACAUUGUGCUAUUAUUGUUCAAAUUAUUCACUCAGACUGUUUCGGUUAAGUGUGCUGGGAAGAGUAGUCAUAAACGUUUAAUCACUGUUGUUUUGAAAUAUGGAAUUAGAAUUGAUGCAUUUAUUAUGAAAAUUUAGGAAUAGUAGCUGCACAUGUUCUAACCUUGAGACAGUUUCCAUACAUCUUCCCGAGGCAAGGACGUUAACUGACUAUAAAAGUCCAGUUUCCACCCCUGCCAAACUAGGCUGGAAUUUCCAGGCUCGAUUGUAGCACCACCAGUGGCUGUUACGAGUUAUGUCCCUUCUAUGUUCUCCCUUUUACCAAUCAGAUUCCAUCUCUCAUAUCACUUGCAUUUGCUUCAAACAAAAUGGCGGCGACCAGUCAAGACCAUCUGCUCGAUAGUCAAGAUCUGUAUUGUAAUAAAAUGGGACUUACCCCAUGAAGUGCAUCAAAUCAUGUGAGCACCUUGAUUAAACACAUGAAAGAAUUUGCAAAAUAUCUGUCGACACCCAGUUGACGGUACGCAUGCUUUGCAAAUCCUGCAGUUGAUUGAAAUCUGCACGUUGAAAUCUAUGUGGUUACGAACCAGAUGACUAGUCUGUUUCUCGAUUUUGAUUGGAUUAUGCAUAGAUUCGUUAGUCCAGCCAACAUGUAACAGAAUGUCUAUAAUUGCAGCCUAGUUCGGCAAGGAUGGAAACUGGACUUUUACAGUCAGUUAACUCCCUUGCCUUGGGAAGAUGGAUUCCAUAUAAUUGAGAGCAUGAGUCAUUGUGUUCAAGUACUGUAUACAAUUCUCAGUGUAGGACGAUAUGUCAACAAUACCACCCAGGUGUGACUAGAUGUAUAAGACUUGUGUCCAGUUGUUGUCGACACAAUGAAGCAUGUACAAAUUGUGUCCCGAUGUAACGGAGGAUUUGUUUCACUUAGAGAUGAUAGACAACACCAAUUGGAUAAGCACCCUUGAUAUUGUCAAGUGACGAAUAACAUUCACAGUACUUGUGUGAGAGUUAUCUCCCUUUAUUCUUACCAUUGUGCUUGCUGCCCAUUCAAAAUGUCAAGUUGUUUUCAGUAAUAUAUCAUUAGUUUAUAGAUACAGAUUGAAAAUCACUUUCAGGAUGAUGAUCUAAGGGAGACAACUCUUACUUGUCUAAGGGAGACAACUCUUACUUGUCUAAGGGAGACAACUCUUCUUUGUCUAAGGGAGACAACUCUUCCUUGUCUAAGGGAGACAACUCUUACUUGUCUAAGGGAGGUAAUUUUAAUAGACCAUGUGGCCCUAACUUGGACCUUACUGCUGCAAUACAUGUGACUAUAAAGUGCAUUUAGAUGAACAACCUUUGUUUGUUUCACAUUUAAUCAUCAUCAUACUCUCUCAUGUUGUUGAUAACUAUAAUCAUUCAUUGUAACUAUUACUAAUCAUUGAAUAUCGUAGCAGAUAGAGAUCAUAUGGUUCUGUGUAUAUUACUGUGUGUCACGUUCACCUGUAUGGGAAACUUUGAGAAAUCAAUACAGUUAUUAGCCGAUGUAACGUAUUCCAGUAUGGUUUUGUUGACAUUAGUCAUUUGUCCCCUUUCAAGCACUAUUUUGUGGUCAGUGAGUAGUAAUAUGCACGCUUUAAGGAUGUCUUGCCUUCUCUGUGUCUAGAGGCAGAGGCAUAAGAUUUAGACGUCGCCAUAGAGAUUGCUUUAUAUUGAUGUAUCCUUGAUCUAUUCCUGUGGGUAGAGAUUAUCCAGGCCAGAGGACCUGUGAGGUCAGGGUCUGGUUUUAAGGGGGAUAGACUUUGGUAAUUGGCAGUUCAAGAAAGUUUGAUAGAAGUCUGUCAGACAUCAGUUUCUAUGUAUACCGGAAUUAAAGCUUACCUAAUUCACGUUUGGCGGUUAUUUCAAUUUCUGGAUCUUGCUGAUAUCGGCAUACAUCCUGGAGCAUAGUCCCCCUUUAAUACAUAUAAUAGUUACUUGCACAAAGUGCAGCCUGAUAGUCUUUGAUCAGAUACUUAAAAAUAAAGACAAGCUUCUUCCAUAAGACUGGCCUGGCUGUCUCAAAUUCAAAGGCUUUUAUUGAGGUCAGGUUUAAGGCUUAAAAACAUAAUAUUCUUGGUUCUUAGGCACCGCCUGCAUCAUUAUACGAUUUGUUUUUAUUUCCAUUUUUAACAAAAACAAAAAAAUGCUUAAAUAUUCCAAGUCCAAAGGUAGUCAAAUACUGUAUUCCAGUAUUGUUUAUUUGUUUAUAUACAAGUUUGAACAACUAAAAAAAAAAGACACCGCCCACACUAUAUUUUCAAAAAACAUUGCCUGAGAACCAAUUCUUUUAUUUUUUUAAGCCUAAUGUUAGGAACGAAAAAUCAAAUUGACAUGUUUUAAUCAAAAGAAUAUUUGCUCGCACUUGUGCAAUAUCUGAAGCAUUAUUUGACAUCUCAUAUAUAUAUUACAGUCAUGUUUGCCAUGUCCUACAUGAAGAGACACUUGGCAAUUUGAGAGAAAUACAGGAAAGAAAACGUGAUUCCAAGAGAACUGAUUACUAUUUCACAUAGCUACAAAAAAUUAAUUGCAUAUUCUCAUGCUUUUGUAUGCCCACCUUAUGUGAUUUCGAGGUGCUCAGAGCAUGCUCGACAACGAUGUUGUUACCUGCACUGUCUGUGUUGUUGAUGUUGCAGUCAUUGUUGUGUUGUGACAUCUCCUAUCAUUGUUGUAUGUACUCAUCCCAAGCCUCCCGAUCCUCGUGGCCCAGGCGUUCCUGUGUAUGGUUAAGGGUCGUACAUUUUCAUUAUUCGUCCUGUGCCACUUGAAGUGUGUAAAGCAACACUAGAUAUGCAAUUACUUCUGCAUGAUAUUUAUGUGGAAAUUACAUUGUUUAUUUUUGAUGGAAUUAACACACUAUUGAUAACCACUGCUUUAAACAAUGUUGAAAAUAACCAAAAACACAAGUAUUAGAUCAAAUAAAUGGCAAUACCUGUUAAAAGAAAUUUCUUUUCAAAAUUUGCUUUGAAUUAUUUUCAGCAAUCAAACACACGAAGUAGUUUUGUUAUUAAUCAAAAGUUUUCCAUGUAAUAUUCUGACAAUCUAGCUUUCUUUGUAUACCAGGAAUGCAACGGAGUUAGAAAUGUGACAUUACAUGUUGAUGAUGGGCUUUAGGAGACAUUAUAUGAAUCAUGUCGACACAGCAAUAGUUUCAUAAUCUGGGUUCAUUCAAGAUAACACCACUGUGCAUGCUUUUUGUGCCAAGAUGUGGACGAGCAUGUUCACAGCUUCUACCGGAACUUAACACAGAAACGUUUAUGGAGUAAUACAGAUACGUUUAUGGAGUAAUACAGAUACGUUUAUGGUGUAAUGGAGAUGGUUUUGAAACUUAUUCAGGAACUAUUCAUGUAAUUGUAAGUAAGGUUUUCCCCUGUUGUGCGGAGAACUCCUGAUUCGAUGACACAUGUCCGCUGGUCCUGAGAGGGAAGUUCUAGAAAGACGUAUCAUCCCCUCAAAUCUGUUUUUUAUACAUGAAAUGAGCUGUGGAUUGAGGAUAUUAUUGAUGCUCUUACUUACAGGUCAAAUUGAAACAUUUUACUCCGGAAAUGUACAUUAAUUUUAGAUAAGGAUCGUAUUUUGUAAAAGCCCUUUUCAUUUUCAAAUGAACUGCCCAUUCCAUUACAGUUUGUCUUGAAUGCAACUCGGCCGUAUGUUAUACUUCAGUAUUUCAUGCAAUGUCAUUCUGGUCAGAUCUGUUACUCCGAUAUGAAACCUCUCAGCAUGAAGUAGUGAUGACAUUUCUGGAAAAGGUCUCUUCAUGUUAUCCCAAGUGAACUUUCACAGCCUAAUUUUCCCAAAGGAUGUGGGUGCUUGAAGCCAUCGGACGUCAGCUUUCUGAUACAAUUCUGAUAUUCAGGUACAUUUCUCGUAACACACCCUUUCUAGUGUUGAUUCCAUGGUGUUCAGACACAACUUGACGUAUAAAAUGUACACGACAUUAUUACACAGCUUUACUUUGUUUUAUUUGGAACUCCCUGAUCAUGUUCAUUUUCAAGAUACAGAAAUCAGAAAUGCUUGUCUGAAUGCCUUGUUGGUCGACGUUAUUCAAGUGAGUUGUUCCCCUUUGACGUAGCCGGGCAACGUAGAUAAUCGCAAAGGCCGAACAAUCGUACCCUAAAGCUGGAGAGAUAUGACAAUCAGUAUUGGGAGAAAGAUACAGAUAACAGCCGUGAAAAAUGUGAGAUUAUCGGGAAGAAAUAUCAAAAUUACCCCCCUGAUCAUAAAAUGGACUAAUCCGACAUUGUCGAGGUCGGAUUGUAUUCAGGGAGCCAUCUUUUUUUUUUUUGGUUUGGUUUGGUUUGUUGUUUAUCUCAAUGCUGAUAAAAAAGUCGACCUCACGAGACCUUACCAGCUGUCCUCAGAACUUCAUGCGGAGUAUCAUGUUGGAGUAAAAGAUCUGCUUUUGAUGAGAUUGAUAUUUCAUGCCAGUUGUGUGCCAUAUUAUCCUGUGCAAUCUUGUAUUUAUUUUUACACCUGUAUCUCUAUUCGUACAUGUUGGCUUGACAGCAUCUUCGUGACAUUUGAAUUUUGUCAUUAUUUACAAAGUAUAGAAUUUACACUUGUUUGUUAACCUGUAACUUUGUUUUUCCUGUUGAGAUUUUUGUACAGAUUUAUUUGUUGUUUUGUUUAGAUAUUUCAUUACAGCUGAGUCACAGCUGCUUGCCACUGUCUGGCAGAGUAGCACACACCCGGGGCUGACUCAAGCUCGAUUUAGUCACGUACCAGUACAGAAAUCAAAGUCAUGUCAGAAUAAGGUUGAUUUCUUCUCCAUUCAUGUGUAAUGCUACGAGAACACUUUUUGUCCUCUUUCCACACAUUGUGAAUUGGUUGUGGUGUAAUCACUACAACUGGAUAGAUUAGGACAUUAGAGUUAUCUCCCCUGUGCAACCGUUUCCUUUUAAAUUUCAGAAUAAUUGAAUUUCAACCAAUGUUUGUAACCUCUACACCUUUGAGCUAUAAUAAGCUAUUUACAGAACAAUCCUAUAUAAAUGUUUGUUUUGGAAAAUACACCUGCAUUUGAUUUCCUAUCCGUGACUUUCACACUUUAAAGAGUGUGAGUGAGUGAGUGAGUUUGGUUUAACGACACUUUUAACAUUAAUCCAGUUAUGUCCUGCGUGUCAGCUUAAUGUGGGAGGAAAGCCCAAAGUGAUGCAGGUCUCAGACAUUUACCGCUUCAGUGAAACCCACAAGCACGGGUAUGGUGCUGACAAAACUAGACACAUAAUCGGGCAAACUGGGAUUCGAACCCACAAUCAUAGGUUUCUGGCGUGCCCAAGGGAUGCAACUCUGCACAGCGAAUCGCGGCACCUUAGAAGACUGGGCCACCCGUGCCCCUACACACUUAACAAACAAAGCUUAACCUCAGUCCAUUCUGUAACGAGAACCAACUGUUUGAUUAAGUUCAACAGAAUACACUUUUCCUGGUGAUAAUGAAUUUUCAUACGUGUUCCAUUUUCAUCCUUGACGUGGCCAAGAUCUUCAGCUUUCAGAUAGACGAUGAUUUGUCAAUGCUAAUAUAUGUAUUAUCACAGCUCUGUUGUAUUCAUUUGGUUGAAUAAGGUUUUCAGAUUACAGAGAUGCUGAUCAAUUCAUUCCUUACUCUCUCCCUCUCUGUGGCCAAACAUAUUUUUCUGCAUUGACCUUGCUUGCUGGCUCUGUAAUUGAACAAUAUUCCUUGCUUAUUUAAUGUCAAUGCAACAUCAUGAAUGUCGACACUUGUCAAAUCUUGAUUUUCAUAUCGAAACCAGCAGUUGGACAGAGCGAAUGGAUGACAGUAAAGGCAAGCGGAUCUAUGUAUGGAUGGAAUAUUGUACAUUCCAAAUAUGGGUACAGGUUUGACUAUGUUGGUGUUGAUUGGCUGAAAGGAAAGGUCAGGUCCAAAUUACAGAGAGGGGUUGUAUAUUUUGUCAAUGACCUUGUUUUGUGAUUAUUAAAGAAUGACAGGAAACAAUGUUUUUCACGGAAUUAUUGUCAAGCUGUAUAUCAUUGUUUAAAUUUGGCUUCAAUGAAUCAGAUAUUGAUGUCUAGAAGAAUAUUAUGACUGAUCUGUAUAUUUGCAUAAUUAUUGAUAUAAUACAAGAGUUGCUUCCCUUUUGAUUUCAAUUUACUUUCAAAUUCUUCGGAUGACAAUCUUUUGACAUGAAACCAAACAAGUGAAGUAAAUGUUAGAACUUUAUUCCAAGACAAAAUGUUUUGAAAAAAAAAAUGUAAAUAAUUUUAAGAUAUGGAUGGUGAGAUUCCUCUUGGUGAUUUUCAAAAUUUUCCCACUGAGAUAAGGGAAGUAACUCUUGUUGAUUAGAAGAUAUGUGUUAUCAGGCUUGAAGUGUGCAGUGAAAGGGAGACAACUCCUGAUGGAGUAAGCAGCUUCUCGUUGCUGUGUUAUGCGAUGUUAGUUUUAUUUUAUGUAGAGAUAAACGGAGAAUCUCAAACAGUUUGGUUGAUUAUCAAUAAAUCUCAUUCUAUA